Molecule: messenger RNA, 464 nt
Organism: Staurois parvus
Lineage: Eukaryota; Metazoa; Chordata; Amphibia; Anura; Ranidae
Source: the annotation of a GenBank genome assembly
AUGUGCUGUGUCCCUCGGACACAGUGGAUCACCGAUCACGGAAAGAGCCGAAGAUGUCGGCUCGGUCAUGUGAUCAGCUGUGUCCAAUCACAGCUGAUCACAUCUGUCACGCUGACAGAGGAGAGGAGAGCCGGUAAUCGGCUUUCCGCGGAGGGGACAUGUACACUGAUCAUCAGGACACUGAUGAUCAGUGUGCCCUGAUGAUCAGUGUAGCCCCAGCAGUGCCAGCUGUCAGUGUCCAUCAGUGCCACAUCAAUGCCACAUAUCAGUGCCUACCAGUGCACAUCAAUGCAACAUAUGAGUACCCAUCUGAGCUACCUUUCAGUGUCACCCAUCAGUGCCAGUGCCAGUCAGUGCCACCUAUCAGUGCUGCCAAUCAGUGCUACCUAUUAGUGCCAGUCAGUGCCGCCUAUCAGUGCCAUGUAUCAGUGCUACCUUUCAGUGCCCAUCAAUGAUGCCUGUCA